AUGAGUGUGUAGUAGCAGAAUUAAUUAACUUUAAACUUCAGGAAUAUUGGGAAUAUAUUAAUGAUUUAACAAUGAUUGGUACUUUACUAAAUCCACAAUCUAAAACUAAAACUUUUAUAGAUAUAAAACAGCAACAAGAUUCUGAACAAGUACCUGUCGAGGAUGAAAUU
Molecule: messenger RNA, 170 nt
Organism: Dentiscutata heterogama
Lineage: Eukaryota; Fungi; Glomeromycota; Glomeromycetes; Diversisporales; Gigasporaceae
Source: the annotation of a GenBank genome assembly